Messenger RNA from Salarias fasciatus (jewelled blenny), 1653 nucleotides. Its product is annotated as FSD1-like protein. The transcript has 13 exons. Lineage: Eukaryota; Metazoa; Chordata; Actinopteri; Blenniiformes; Blenniidae. Gene Ontology annotation, molecular function: protein binding. The record is from RefSeq and is a predicted model, not a curated record. Bases 4 to 1509 code for a protein of 501 amino acids.
CCGAUGGACGUGCAGAAGGAAGCGUUGUGCAGGAUCAUCGGCACGUUGGCCAAUAAGAAGGAAGAGGCGGGGCUCUUCCUUCACGCUGUGGAAGACACGGUGACGGGCCUGCAGGAGGAGUCAUGUCACGUGUUGUCAGAGCUGGAGGCGGAGCUCCAACUGCUGAGAUCCACCCUGGAGGAGAAGGGGGCGGAGCUUCGUGACAUCAUCAUAAAGGAAAAGCAGAGGAAGGAGGUGGAGCUUCAGAACCAGCUCCUAGAAGGGAACCUGGCCAUGACAUCGUGUGAUGAACUCCUGGAUUUCGCCAAGCAGACUCUGAGCAUCACCAACGAAGAAGACUUCCUGACGGCUGCCAAACAGAUCAAAGAACGGGUAACGAUGGCCCCGGCGUUCCGGCUGUCAAUGCGUCCGGCGGUGUCGGGAAACAUGCAGCAGUUCCUGGUGGACUUCAGCGGCCAGAGGGCGGAGCUCCAGCGGCUCCACUUCCUGCCGGUCCCCGCGGCGCCGCGCAUCGACGCCUCCCGCUGCGUCGUCCGUGACAACAGCAUCACGGUCGUCUGGGGACCAAUCGGCGACGGCGAUGAUGGGGGCAGUGGACCAAUCGAGCGUUACGAACUCCAAUAUCGAAAGGCAGACUGCGACUCUUUGCUGAAAGCAGUCGCAGAGGCAUCCUGGGAAAAGAUCUGUGACAUCAGAGAGACAAAUGUCACCAUCUCAGGCCUGAAGUUCGAUUCCAACUUUGUGAUAGUUCGAGUGCGAGCACGAAACAAAGCGGCUGCUGGGGACUUCUCAGAGCCCGUUUCCAUGGAGACCAGAGCAUUCCACUUCAGUCUGGACGCCUCCACGGCUCACAGCGAGCUGAAGGUACUUGGAGACACGGUGACCUGGGAGCCUCAGGGGGUCAAAGGUCCUGACCCCCGGCUGCGAGGAAAAGACAACAAGGGCAGUCGCAGUAACACUCCAUCGCCCAACAAGACAUCCGCAGGACGACCUGGACGCUUUGCUGGAGACUCCUACACCGUUCUGGGAGACAAAGAGAUGAGUGGCGGCUGUCACUACUGGGAGCUCCGCCCCCUGGCUGAUUGGAAGUCACUCAGCGUGGGCGUGGCCUACCGUGGCAGCCUGAGCCGUUUUGACCAAUUAGGGAAGAGUUCAUGUUCGUGGUGUCUGCACGCCAGCCAAUGGCUGCAGAGCUCGCUGUCGGCCAAACACAACAACCGAGCCAAGAUGCUGGACAGUCCACUGCCGCACCGCAUCGGGAUCUACUGUCACCAUGACAACGGAGAUCUGUUGUUCAUUGAUGUUGAUCGACUUCGUCUUCUUCACUUCUUCAAAACAAAGUUCAGUUCACCACUCGUCCCUGCCUUCACUGUGUGGUGUGGAGGGAUCGUCAUAGAAACGGGACUGCAGGUGCCCAGUUUCAUUGGAAACUUCCUGUCGACCAAUCAGAGCCCGGAUCACCUGUCGACCAAUCAGAGCCCGGGUCUCUCAGGUCACCUGUCUCAGUAGUUUUUUAACUUAAAUGUUUUAAAUUAGUGUAUGAGAUUAAUUAGUGUUUAAAUAUUUAUUCUCCGGUGGGCCCACCACCCGCCGAGGAAAUCGUAGGGGCUGGGUGCGAUGUCGAUUGGGUGGCAGCCAACAGCAAGGUGCCCG